Messenger RNA from Phlebotomus argentipes, 1579 nucleotides. It is a transcript of the gene Trx2, whose product is annotated as thioredoxin-2. The record is from RefSeq and is a predicted model, not a curated record. The transcript is spliced from 2 exons. Bases 157 to 480 code for a protein of 107 amino acids. Lineage: Eukaryota; Metazoa; Arthropoda; Insecta; Diptera; Psychodidae. Gene Ontology annotation, molecular function: protein-disulfide reductase activity.
GCGCCACCUGCGGUGAACACUCUCGCGUGCAAUUGGGAUUUUUGCUGAGAUCACGUCAGUGCGUUUUUCCAUUCCAAUCGACCAAAAAGUCGUCCGGAGUCUCUCUCUUCUGUGCUUUACCGUGACCCAACAACCCCCUCGUUACCAGCAGUCACCAUGGUGCACGUUGUUGCUGAUACGUCCGACUUUGACGGCAAGCUGGAGUCCGCCGGGGACCUGCUGGUGGUGGUGGACUUCUUCGCCCAGUGGUGCGGCCCCUGCAAGAUGAUCGCGCCCAAGCUGGAGGAUCUGGCCAACCAGUACACGGACAAGGCGGUGGUGCUGAAGGUGGACGUGGACGAGUGCGAGGAGCUCGCCAUCCGCUACAACAUCUCCAGCAUGCCCACGUUUGUGUUCAUCAAGAACAAGCAGGUUGUGGAGACCUUCUCCGGCGCCAACAACGACAAACUGGCCAGCUUCUUCUCCAAAUACACUGCCUAGAGACGCACUCUCACGUCACAGCCCCCAGUAAGUGUACAGUUGUCGCGAUGCCACAGGCCGGAUGUAGAGGCUCUCAAGCUUCACUUGUGCUGGAACAUUCAUAGAGAAUUCUCGAUCUUUUUUUAAACACACAAAGAUAUCAUUUUUUUUUUGCCAAUAAAAUUUCACAACCUAGAUACAAUCAUGCAAUCUUAAAUCCUUGGAGAAUUUACCUGCAAAGGGUUGGUCACGAAUUUAGCAUCGAAGGGCUGGUUGUUCGUGUAGUGCAACUCGUUUAAUUGUCCCGUGAAAUUAUAGUGUUAUCGGGUGUUUUUGUCUCGCAUUUUGAAAGCCAUGCUGUUUUUCUAGAUCUUUCUGAUAGCUUGGAGGAAAUAGUAACCGCACUCUGAAAGUCAUGAUUUGAUAAGAGUUCUGGUAGAAAUUGGCAAAUUAGUUGAUUCAACUAGAUUACACUUAGAAUCCAUAGAAAUCAUUGCAUUUAUGUACAUGUCUUAUCUGGUGUGAAAUUCAGGCACAAUUAGAACAUUUGUAGGCAUAAUUGGAAGAAGGUCUGUUAGAAUUGCUCAAGAUAAGGCGAUUUUCAGAGAUAGAGAAAUGUUAAGUUCAGAUAAAAUCUUUGAAAAUCAUUUAUUUUGCAUAUUUGAACAGAAUUUUCGUCCCUAUAAGUAAAGUAGCAAAGUUCACCAAUUAGACCAAAAUCUCAUUGAACUCAGAAGAACCAUUUUUCACAAAGUUAUUUUUCUGUGUAAAAUAGUCAGUUUAACAUUGAAAUGGGCUGCCAAUGAUCAAGAUCAAUCUGAAAAACGAAUUUGCCAGUCAGGUUUCUAAAUAGAUUUUCCAACAUUGCAGCUGGCAAAUCCACUUGUGAACCUUGAAUCUGACUAAAUGAAAUCUCUAUCGCUAUAGUGGAAUUUUAUUAACUGGUUUUCCCCCCAGAGUGCAUGAUUCCGUGAGACAGCAACAGAGUGCAUUAGCCUGAAGAAAUGCCUUCGAUUGGGAUGUGAUUGGGAAUUGAUAAAAAAUAUUGCCUUGUUUUCUACUAAGAACCGAAUGUAUGAACAAAGUUACAAAAUAAAUGGUAUCUCAUGUUGAACGCCAA